AGAAGAAAUGGAAGAAGAAAUAGAAGAAGAAAAGUAAUCCGCAGAUGAGCGGAGAUAAACCAUAUUUGUCGAUGAGAUAAACAGCUCACUUUAACUGCCGGAAAUUCACAAUUGUGACACAUCCACCGGAAGUAAGAACAAUACCAGCGCGAACUGCGUUAUCUCUGCCGAUGUGUGGAUUAAUCUCGGAGAUGAAAGUGUCGUUUUCGUGUGGAUGAAUAUCUGACUUAUAAUUAGACAACAAUGUGUUCAGUUGAGUCUUUGAGAGAGUUUGUCAACGAGCGACUAACUGCUGCUGCUGAAGAAAUAUUGGGAGUUUUUCAAAGAAGCAUCGUCGAGUACGAGGAAGAGAUCGAUCGUCAGCGCAGACUGUUGGAUAUCGUUUUGAAGCCUGAAAUAAAGUUACACAGGACAGAGCUCCCACAGCAACAUGUGUGUAAGGAGGAGGAGGUUGUCCCUGAGCAGCAGCUCUGUAUUGAGGAGAGGAAGUCCAGUGUGGACCAAGAGGAGCCAGAGCCUCCAGAGAUUAAAGAGGAAGAGGAGGAAGUGUGCAGCAGUCAGGAGGGAGAGCAGCUUGUAGUGAAGCAGGAGACUGAUGGCUUUAUGUUGACUCCUGCUGAUGAGGAAAGUGAGCACAGUGAAGAUCAGACUCUGGACUUCAUUCAUGAUGACACUCAAAGUGCAGCAGAGAAAGAGUCUGUAUUUAAAAUGCCAGUUAUAAGCUCUGUGAUAUCAGAAGCAACCAGUGAGCACCAGCUGCUCUGUCACAACUCUCAUGUAGCUGAGAGCCAAGAUGAGGAAGGAGAACAUCAUGACAACAACAGUCACAGUAACAAUGAUAACAACUCUACCAUGUCAAAGGUUCACCUCAAAACUCGCACAGGUGAAAGGUCUUUCAAAUGUGACACAUGUGGAAAAGCUUUUCGGUAUCAGUCAAACUUAAAUAUACACUUGAGAAUCCACACAGGUGAGAAGCCCUUUACAUGCAAAACAUGUGGAACAGCUUUCAGACAUAAUAGUAGCUUGUUGGCCCACAUGAGAAUCCACACAGGUGAGAAACCCUUUACAUGCCAGACAUGUGGGAAAGCUUUCAGACACAAUAGUCAUUUGACAGCCCACAUGAGAAGCCACACAGGUGAGAAGCCAUUUACAUGCAAAACAUGUGGGAGAGCUUUCAGACGGAGUAGUGAGUUGAGAGUCCACAUGAGAAUUCACACAGACGAGAGGCUGUUUACAUGCACAACAUGUGGGAAAACUUUCAGACAGAAUUUUCAAUUGAUGGUCCACAUGAGAGUCCACACAGAUGAGAAGCCGUUUUCAUGCAAAACAUGUGGAACAGCUUUCAGACAUAGUGGUCAGUUGACUAUCCACAUGAGAAUCCACACAGGUGAGAAGCCAUUUACCUGCAAAACAUGUGGAACAGCUUUCAGACAUAAAAGUAGCUUGUUGGACCACAUGAGAAUCCACACAGGUGAGAAGCCAUAUAUAUGCACAACAUGUGGGAAAGCUUUCAGACAGAGUAGUGAGGUUAGAGUCCACAUGAGAAUCCACACAGGUGAGAAGCCAUAUAUAUGCACAACAUGUGGGAAAGCUUUCAGACAGAGUUGUAAGUUGAUAGUCCACAUGAGAAUGCACAGCAGUGAGAAGCUGCACACUUGCAGUACCUGUGGGAAAAGAUUCAGUGACAACUCAGCAUUGAAAAGUCAUAUGAGACUCCACACAGGUGAGAAGCCAUUUAUGUGCACAACAUGUGGGAAAGCUUUCAGACAAAAAAGUCACCUGACCGGCCACAUGAGAAUCCACACAGGUGAGAAGGUGUAACUUUGCAAGACCUGCAAGAAAUGACACUGUGAUGUGUUUCAAGCGCAACGCAUAUUAUAUCUCAUACAGACAAGUGGCCUUGUGUUUGUGAAACAUGCAGGAGUUCUGGUUCUUGGCACACAAGAACUCACAGAAGUGAGGGGUUGCAUAAUUGUAGCACUUAUUGAAAAGCACCUGAGGAUCAAUAAACACUGGAGAAACCAUUGAGCUGAAUCUCUUGUGGAGAUGUGUUCGCAAACUGAAUUAAGUAAAAUUCACCAUUGAGAGGUGACAACAAUAUGUUGAGGUACAUUUUGUUAAAAAUGUCAUCAUCUAACACUUAUUUUAACUCAAAUGUCCGUUGAAAACAGUUUGUCUUUGAAACAAUCUUCCAUUUCUUUUCAGUCUUUGAGUUUUAAGAGUACCAGACUGACCCUGAAGUCUAAAGCUGUUAGCAAGUUGUGUUCAUAAAGGCUGCAGAUGGGUGUGACUGUCAUUAAAAGUUAAAGUAGUCAUAGUGAAGAACUGUUGUUAUUACAGUGUUAAGUUAUAACAUUCAAGAGGUGAUUUAAUGUUGCAGCUCAUCAGCUGGAGGUCAAGUUAAAGUAUAAUUUGAUACUGUUUGAUCAGAGGAGCUGCUUCAAAGUGAACAAACAUGUGGAGGAAUCAAAUUACCUGUACUGAAGUACUAUAUUUACAACAUUGAUUGUCCUCAGAUGGCCAUGAUUGCUUGUCAAUGGUACAUAGAUAUGAAGUCUGGAAUGCUUUAAAUAAAUCUA
Molecule: messenger RNA, 2579 nt
Organism: Epinephelus moara (kelp grouper)
Lineage: Eukaryota; Metazoa; Chordata; Actinopteri; Perciformes; Serranidae
Product: zinc finger protein OZF-like
Exons: 2
Coding region: 244-1821 (525 amino acids)
Biological process (GO): regulation of transcription by RNA polymerase II; central nervous system development
Cellular component (GO): nucleus
Molecular function (GO): RNA polymerase II cis-regulatory region sequence-specific DNA binding; DNA-binding transcription factor activity, RNA polymerase II-specific
Source: RefSeq, a predicted model, not a curated record